This is a messenger RNA of Hibiscus syriacus, 1967 nucleotides long. Its product is annotated as O-fucosyltransferase 37-like. The transcript is spliced from 5 exons. Gene Ontology annotation, cellular component: cytoplasm. Lineage: Eukaryota; Viridiplantae; Streptophyta; Magnoliopsida; Malvales; Malvaceae. Bases 61 to 1752 code for a protein of 563 amino acids. The record is from RefSeq and is a predicted model, not a curated record.
GUGCUACUGGAUAACUACCACUGGUUCUUUAGAUUCUUCACAUUGUGGUUCUCAUCUUCAAUGGCAAGAGCGUCAGGAAGGAUCAUCAAGAAUCCAUUACUGAGCUUAACCCCGAGUCCAAGAUCAUUGACUCAGCUGUUCUCAUCAGUUUCACCGUUACCAUCACUCUGUUCUUCCAAGAAAACAUCCCCUUCCCUCUCAAUCUUCUUCCUUUCCUUCCUAUUUUCCUUCACUUUCUUGGGGAUCUCCAUCUUCAUAUUUUUUCCAAAUUCCAAUGAUUCAAUCCGAUGUACUUCCAUAGAAUCUCCAGCAAUUUCCCCAAUCUCACCCCACUCUUUACCUUCUCCCUACUCUAAAAUCAUCUUGGCAUCUUUGCUUUCUGGGUUGAACUCCAACAACGAGAUUCAACCCAGAAUUGGAGGCACAUCAAUGGUUCCAUUACCGGUUCAUCUUGUUUCCGGGAAUUUAUCAGAACAAGAAACCGAGUUCUGGAAACAACCCGAUGGAAAUGGCUACCGUCCUUGCUUGGAUUCGACAAUGGGGUACCGCAAAAGAUCUGCAAAGAUUUUGAUUGAGAAGAACAGAUUCUUGGUCGUCGUUGCCGCCGGGGGAUUGAAUCAACAGCGGAAUCAAAUCAUCGAUGCCGUUGUUAUCGCUCGAAUCCUCGAAGCUGCUUUAGUUGUGCCCAUCUUGCAGGUCAACAUGAUUUGGGAAGAUGAAAGUGAAUUUUCAGAUAUUUUCGAUGUCGAACACUUCAAGAAGACUUUAAGAGCUGAUGUAAGGGUUGUAUCUUCGUUACCAUCGUCUCAUAUGGUUGCUAAACAGACCAUUGCCACACAGAUUCCUUACGGUGUUCCCCCUUCUUGGAUUCGUGCUAAAUUCCUCAAACAACUCAAUCAAGAAGGUGUUCUUGUGCUAAAAGGAGUGGAUUCUAAGCUCUCCAAGAAUCUUCCAUCUGAUUUGCAAAAGCUUAGGUGCAAGGUAGCAUUCCAUGCUCUGAGAUUUUCCAAGCCAGUUCUCAAGGUUGGGAAUCAGCUAGCGAGAAGAAUGUGGAUUGAAGGUCCAUAUGUAGCCCUUCAUCUCCGGCUCGAGAAAGAUGUGUGGGUCCGAACCGGAUGUCUCACCGGAUUAGGUCCCGAAUUCGACAAAAUCGUAACCGGGAUUCAGAAAUCUCAGCCUCAGUAUCUCACCGGGAGAGUCAACAUGAGUUCUAGUCAACGACGCCUCUCGGGAUUGUGCCCUCUAAAUGCACUAGAGAUGGCAAGGCUUUUAAAGGCCUUAGGCGCACCGAAAACUACUCGGUUUUACAUCGCGGGAGGAGAGCCGUUUGGUGGCACCAAAGCUUUGGCACCACUAGCUGCCAAGUUCCCGAAUUUGGUUCGGAAGGAAAUGUUGGCACACGAUGGUGAACUCUCGCCGUUCCUCAACAGCUCCUCGGCUCUAUCGGCGAUAGACUACGUCGUAUCGUUUAACAGCGACAUCUUUAUACCGUCCCAUGGCGGGAACAUGGGGCGAGCCUUACGGGGACAUCGAGCGUACAUGGGACAUAGGAAAAGCAUAUGGCCUAACAAAAGAACGAUGCUUCCGUUGUUUGACGAUUCAUCUAUCGCAGAUGAAGAAUUGAGUAGGAUCACAAGAUCAGUCCAUAGUAAAUCAAUGAAGCCAGAGCCAAGGAAGAAGGAGAGAGACAGAGAUGUGAUUGCAUAUCCAGUGCCUGAAUGCAUGUGUAGACACGGUUCUGCUAUUUUCUGAUUUCUACAUACAUUUCCCUAUACGUGUAUCAUACGUUUUCUGAGUGAAAAACAUUCUUCCAAAAAAGCCCCUAUAUGUAUAAUGUAUACUGUACCGUAUCACACAAAUGCAUUUUGUCAAAUUAGUACCAACGUCCCAUUGGUCUGAUGAGACGAGAUAUUAGAUACUUUAAGUAAAGUCUAGAGUUUGAAUUAUGAUGUUUACAAAGAGAACAA